CUCUGUGUUCCACCGGCCCGGGCGAGCACGUGGGGGAGCGGCCGAAGUGCACCGCUGCUGGGCCCGGCUGCGGGGCACGGCCGCGGGGCAGACGUGGGCCCGGGGUGGGGGGGGGACAGCGGCUCGAGGACGCUGCAUCCGGACGGUCGCGGAGGAGCUGGUUUAAUUUCUUCAAGUCUCCAGGAUGACCAUCCAAUUCCGUUCACUUUUCCCUUUGGCAUUACCUGGAAUGCUAGCACUCCUGGGCUGGUGGUGGUUUUUCUCUCGUAAAAAAGAACCUAUCAAUAGCCACAACAAGCAAGUGGAGGCCAGCGCUGUGGAGCCGAAAGCUAAGCCUGCAGUCAAGGAGUCACUUCCUGUGGAAGACUAUCAUGGAGCAGUACCCACAGCCCCCAGUGUCCCAGAAAAGGAUCUGUCCAUUGUGAGCAAGCCUGUGGAGCCCCCAGCCCUGCUGCGGGCACAGCCAGUCUGCCGUAGAUCAGAGUCCUCUGGCAGCCUUCCAAACAACACAGACACAAGGUUCCGGCCAGGUCUUCGUAAAGAUGACAGUGCAAAGGUGGAACUAACCCUGACAGGUGAUGAAGCCAAAUCAAUUCCUCUAGAGUGUCACCCAAAGGGUGUUCCAUUCCCUCAUGAAGCAUUUGAAGUAUGUAAGCGAGAGUCCAUGUUGAGCAGGACACCUGGUCAGGGUCGGCAAGGCCAGUCUGCAGCCUCCACAGAGAAGCAUAGUCCUGGGGAGAAGGCACGAGAGACAGGUGGGGCUGAAGGGACUGGUGACGCAGUACUGGGGGAAAGUCUGAUGGAAGAGGGCGUGUUGUCCCAGGAAUUGCAGAACGGCAAGCUAUCCAGCCAGUCUCCCUUGGCAGGGGAAGGAGAGAAAGGAAAGAGUGGCUUCACUGAGUCAGCUUGUGUGGAGCUGGUGAAGGAAGAUGAACCCCAGGCCAGAGGUGGCAAAAGCCAGAGUGGAGACAUCACAGGAGAAUUGGGCAAAGAGGAGGCCUUGGAUCAAAAUGAAAAGAUUGAGCAGGCUGCUUUCCAGAUAGUCUCCAAAGUGAUCUUGGAAUCAACUGAGGAAGUACUGGCCACCACAAUGGGCAAGAUUACAGGACGGAUCUGUCAGACCAAAGCUGGUCAGAUGCAAGGGCAGAAGGAGGUGAGACGUGCCCCAUUCAGCCAGAAAACUGCUGCGGGGCAAGAAGCCUCAGAAUCCACUUCAGUUACAGCAGAGGCACCUGCAAGCCCUUCAGAUACUGCCCUUCCCUUGCCAGGCCUGCUGGCAGAGGACCUAUCACCACCAAAGACUUACGUGAGCUGCCUGACAAGUCCUCUGCCCAGUCCCACCAAGGACAAAAAGCCAAAGAAGUCUGUGCAUCACAUCUCCCUGGCUCCCCCUGCUCUGCAGACCACCCCUCUGGGAGACUCACUUGAUGAGGCAGGUGUCAUGGUAGAAGAUGCUGGUUGUGUCACCUGCAUGUCUGACAACCGCCAAGGAGCCUCUUCAGUGGCCUCCUCUGGGCAGUGCUCAGAUUCUGUCAGCACUUCUGGGCUUGAAGACUCUUGUGCAGAGACCAACUCAACCCCCAGCAACAAGGCCAACACCCUACCACUGCCAGAAAGUACUAUACCCUUCAGCAAUGGAGUGCUGAAGGAGGAGUUGUCAGACUUAGGGACUGAGGAUGGAUGGACCAUGGAUGCUGAAGCAGAUCAUUCGGGAGGUUCAGACGGGAACAGCAUGGAUUCAGUGGAUGGCUGCUGUGGCCUCAGGAAGACUGACAGCUUCCAGAAUGCCCAGGCAGACUCCAACCCUAAGAAAGUUGACCUCAUCAUCUGGGAGAUUGAGGUGCCAAAGCACCUGGUUGGUCGACUAAUUGGCAAGCAGGGACGGUAUGUGAGUUUUCUGAAGCAAACAUCUGGUGCCAAGAUCUACAUCUCAACCCUGCCUUACACCCAGAACAUCCAGAUCUGCCACAUAGAAGGCUCUCAGCAUCAUGUAGACAAAGCACUGAACUUGAUUGGGAAGAAGUUUAAGGAACUGAAUCUCACCAAUAUUUAUGCUCCCCCACUACCUUCACUACCACUGCCUUCUCUUCCAAUGACUUCCUGGCUCAUGCUCCCCGAUGGCAUCACUGUGGAGGUGAUUGUGGUCAACCAGGUCAACGCUGGACACCUGUUUGUGCAGCAGCACACACACCCUACCUUCCAUGCACUACGCAGCCUGGACCAGCAGAUGUAUCUCUGUUACUCUCAGCCAGGAAUCCCCACCUUGCCCACCCCAGUGGAAAUAACGGUCAUUUGUGCGGCCCCCGGUGCAGACGGUGCCUGGUGGCGAGCCCAAGUGGUAGACUCCUAUGAGGAGACCAACGAAGUUGAGAUUCGCUAUGUGGACUAUGGUGGAUAUAAGAGAGUGAAAGUAGAUGUGCUCCGGCAAAUCCGAUCUGACUUUGUGACCCUGCCAUUCCAGGGAGCAGAGGUUCUUCUGGACAGUGUGAUGCCCCUGUCAGAUGACGACCACUUUUCACCUGAAGCAGAUGCAGCUAUGAGUGAGAUGACAGGAAACACAGCACUUCUGGCUCAGGUGACAAGUUACAGUCCCACUGGCCUUCCUCUGAUUCAGCUGUGGAGUGUAGUUGGAGAUGAAGUGGUGUUGAUCAACCGGUCACUGGUGGAACGAGGACUUGCUCAAUGGGUAGAUAGCUACUAUGCAAGCCUUUGACUCCUGGCUUCCCACAUCCACUUCUUGAAUCUUUUUUGCACUGUUGAAAUUGGGCUUGGCACUCAAGGCAAGACUUCACAUCAUAAUAACAAACAUUGUCCUCCCCAGAAAGGUUUUUUUUUUUUUUUUUUUUAAUGUACUGUAGUCAUGUUGAGAAGAUGUUGUCUCUGAGACAAGGAAGGAACUGUAGGUUCUUUUUAAAGCCAUAGGAUGAUGCAUAACAAGCCAAUGGACUUUAACCUGGUUCCAAGCUGUGUAAAAAACGUGGGAGAGUAAAACUCUCCACCACUUCCUCACUUCCCUCCCACUUGUUCACCCACCCAAAAUCUUAUCUGCUGUAUCAGACAGGUCAAAGAAUGUGGUGUUUGCUUGAGAGUUUUUCUUUUACUCCAGAAUCUUCCUUCAGGGAGCAAGACACAGAACUGACUAAUGGUAUUCAUUACUUGUACAGCACAUGCAAAUGAAUUUAUGAUGUUUAACCAGUUUUUAUGAACUUCAUCUAGGUCUCCUAAGAAGGUAGACUUUUUGAUCAUGCUUCUGGUCAGUAGGGGAGGGAAACUUUUAGCUUGCCAAGCCUGAGUGUAAUUUGUAACCAUUUUCUACUUGUGCAAACUCUGUAAAUAUGUUUAAAGAUGUAAUAUUUUGUACAAGAUACACUGGAGAACAAAGGGAACUUGAGAUUUCCAUAUACCACAUGUCAUUUGCAACUAGAAGUUGCUUCUACAGAGUUUAACCUCUUGUCCGGGCUCUUGCUAUGUCAUGGUUCCUACAUACUGGAUAAGGUGCCUAUGUGGCUAGAUUGUGAUCUGGGAUUUUUUUUUUUUUUGUACAAAUUUGUCUUUAAAAAAAAAAGCUACUCAAUUGAAUUACCUUGAGAUGGUUGAUGUGAUGAUUCUUUUUUAAGACAGGCUUUCAGCAUUGUGCAAUUUAAAAUAUAAAUAACUUAUAUAAAUUUCGAAUUGUAUACACUA
This is a messenger RNA of Erinaceus europaeus (western European hedgehog), 3684 nucleotides long. RefSeq names its product A-kinase anchoring protein 1 (gene AKAP1). The record is from RefSeq and is a predicted model, not a curated record. Gene Ontology annotation, molecular function: RNA binding. The transcript has 11 exons. NCBI's taxonomy places the organism in Eukaryota, Metazoa, Chordata, Mammalia, Eulipotyphla, Erinaceidae. Bases 185 to 2713 code for a protein of 842 amino acids.